UCCGGAAGUGCUUUGAUGUUGAAGUUGCAGGCGGGGUUUGGUCGCAGCUGCUCCAACAUCAGCGGCGGUGAUUGCGCAGGUGUCCAGGUGAGCCGGACCGGUUUGCGUUUACCCGAGCUGGCUUGCUUCGUCUGCUCCGUGAAGCAGCGCCGCUUCUUCACCAUGUUUGACCUGAAGAAGAGGAGCAGUCUGACCCUCAGAGACUGCCGCGAGACCGAGGAGUUCCGGCGCGUGGCGGUCAGACGGAAAAGCAGCGCGGCGGUGGCGGCAGGUGCAGCCGGUGGAGUGUGUGGCUCCUACAGCUAUGGCGAGCCUCGGGACAAAGCCUGCGACUCUGCAGUGGAACCAAAUGUGGAAGAUGAAAAAAGCCAGCAGACAAAAUCACCGUUUCCACAAGGGUCCCCUAAACCAACUUGCCUGAAAGAUCAAGCUGGUCCUGCAGCAGCAAACCCAAAACCUCUUCAAGUUAACCCCACAAAACCAGAUCAGACCACCAAUGGAGAUCACAGGGUCUGGUUGACCCAUCUCAGUCCAUCUCAAAAUUGCGGAGGCUCACCAAGUCCAGUUCAAGGCCAAAUAAAUGAAUUGGCAGCUUAUAGGGCAAAGAUUAGUCCAGCCAGCAAAGGAAUACCAAAGAUUUCCAGCUGUCCGCUCCUCAGAUCUCCCAGUCCGGGCAAAAGAAGCAUUCAAAGUUGCAGUCCACUGAGGGACGGAGGACACAGCCCUGCCAAGCUGUCCCCAAAGAACCGCAGUCCUUUCAUGGGGAAACUGAGGACGCCCAGCCCUGUUCAGAGGAGCGGCACAAAUGUUUCUCCUAAAUACUCCAAACCCGUUCUAGGACUUAGCAGAACCCCGAACAAAAUGGAGAAACGGAAUAAGAGAGCCCAGAAGUAUGGGAGUGUCCCUGAUCUGACCACUUGUGGGGACAUGGACAGGAUUCCCUGUAUGAUAAUGGAACGCUCCCCUCUAAAGCUGCUGCAGUCCACCACCUGUAAUGGACCAGGCAUCACCAUCGAACCCCCUCCUGACCCUAAACUCAGUCCAACCGCAAAGAGUGACACGGAGCCCUCCCCACCUCGGAUGGACGGGGCCGUGCACAGAAGCGACGGGGCACCAGUAGAGGAGGCGCACGUCGGAAAUGAAACCGAAGAGAAGACGCCCAUAAAGUGCGGCUCCAGGUUUUUCUGUGAAUGGACCAAAAUGACCACAGAACCUGAGACGGAAGAAAACGCCAAGAUGGCGGAAGGUGGAGAACCAAAAGGAGAGGAGGCUGAAAGUAGACUGUACCACAUCGCUAAUGAACUCUUGCAGACAGAGAGGGCUUAUGUGGCUCGACUGCACUUGCUUGAUCGGGUCUUCUGCUUGCAGCUCACAGAAGAAGCAGAAAGAGGCUCGUUUCCUCCAGAAGUCGUCAGAAUGAUCUUCUCCAACAUUUCAUCCAUUUAUUCUUUCCACAGUCAGUUUCUUCUGCCUGACCUGGAGAGCUGCAUCUGCCACUGGCGCGAGGGUCCCGGUCUGGGUAAAGCCCUCCUGCAGCACGCCCCCUUCCUGAGGAUGUACGCCGACUACGUCAGGAACUUUGACGCCGCCAUGGAGCUGCUGAAGACCUGGACUGAGCGUUCCUCCGCCUUCAGGAGCGUCAUCAGCGACGUGCAGAGUCGGGACGUGUGUGGAAACCUCACCCUGCAGCACCACAUGCUGGAACCGGUCCAGAGGGUUCCGCGUUACGAGAUGCUCCUGAAGGACUACCUGAGGAACCUUCCAGAAGACCACCCCGACCUCCACUUUUCUCAGAAAUCCCUGCUGGCCAUUUCCAUGGCGGCGAUCCACUCGAACAGCGCCAUCCAGAAAGCUGAGAGCCUGAAACGACAGCUGGAGAUCUACGAGAUGGUGGGAGAAGAGGAGGUGGUCAACCCGACCAACGAGUUCCUCAAAGAAGGCCGUCUGCUCAAACUCGCUGCCAGGAACACGUUGGCCAUGGAAAGACAUCUGUUCAUGUUCAACAACUUCCUGCUGUGCUGCUACCCGAGGUUCAGCCUGGUGGGGCAGCGCUUCACCGUCCGCUGCAGGAUCGGCGUGGACGGCAUGCGCGUCCAUCAGACCAGCAACGAAGACCACCCGCACACCUUCCAGGUCUCCGGAAAGGAGAGGACUCUGGAGCUGCAGGCCAGCUCUGAGCAGGACCGUGACGAAUGGAUCAAGGUCAUUCAGGACGCCAUAGCAGAGUUCCAGCAGAAACAUGAAACCUUCAGGUUGGCUUCUAAGGAUCUUUGUGUGGAGAAACCGAAAAAGGAGCUUGGCAAGUGUGCGCCUCGUUGGAUCCGGGACAAUGAGGUGAGCCACUGCAUGACCUGCCAGGAGCCGUUCAACGCCCUCACCAGGAGGAGGCAUCACUGCCGAGCCUGUGGCUACGUGGUGUGCUGGAGGUGCUCCGAGAACAAGGUGGCCUUGGAGUACGAUGGGAACAAGCUGAACAAAGUCUGCAAAGCCUGUUUCCCCAUCCUGACUCGCCCAAGAGGAGGAGAGGAAGAGGACAGACUCCUGCCGGAGUUCGGGGAGCGGUCCGGUGAGACCGUCCUGAGUGGUUUCCUGCAGUACGAGGACGCCUCCAUGGUUCUUCAGCAGGCGUGGUGCGUUCUGACCCGGAGUCUUCCUCCAUGCCUUCAGGUGUUUGCAGCUCCACAGGACACGACGCCUCUGCUCGCCGUUCCCCUCCUGGACGCCGUCAUCACCUCAUCUUCUCCAGAACUCUCCAGUCGCCACCUUUUCUGCGUCAAACGCUUCAAAACGCUGCACACUUUCUCCUGCGACAGUCUGGAGGUCAAGCAGAGCUGGACGACUCUGCUGAAAACCACCGCAAUGGGGUGGGCUCAAACCCCCACUGCCUCCAGCCGCUCCACCACAGCACCCAGCUCCGAGGCAGACGGAGAAAUCCCCGAUCCGUGACGUCUGAGGAAGCCGUGAAAAUAGUUCAUUGGAAGCCGGAGGCAGGCGUUGGUGGGACGCUUUAUUUUGAAAUGGUUUACAGUUCAAAUAAAUAAAAUGAAGUUUUUAACAUGUUCUGGAAAUAAAGAUAUUUGCAGUAUAAAACA
Messenger RNA from Oryzias latipes (Japanese medaka), 3092 nucleotides. RefSeq names its product FYVE, RhoGEF and PH domain-containing protein 4. Gene Ontology annotation, biological process: filopodium assembly; cytoskeleton organization. The record is from RefSeq and is a predicted model, not a curated record. Gene Ontology annotation, cellular component: cytoplasm. Lineage: Eukaryota; Metazoa; Chordata; Actinopteri; Beloniformes; Adrianichthyidae. Gene Ontology annotation, molecular function: guanyl-nucleotide exchange factor activity; metal ion binding.